Labrus bergylta (ballan wrasse) is the source of this 421-nucleotide messenger RNA. The record is from RefSeq and is a predicted model, not a curated record. Lineage: Eukaryota; Metazoa; Chordata; Actinopteri; Labriformes; Labridae.
UCUGUCUGUCUGUCUGUCCGUCUGCCUGUCUGUCUGUCUGUCCGGUGAUGCGCGCUCACCGGUGCCGGCUGCAGGCGUGCCCAACAGCAGCGUACAGGACGCGGUACCGACCCCGUUUAUCACCGCUCCACAAACUUUGUACCCGUCAUGUUUUGACAGUGUGAGAGAGUAAAGGAUGCUCACAGACAUGAUUGUGGACGAAGAAUUUGAGAUCAAGGAGGAGGAACCGUGGUACGACAAGCAAGACCUUGAACAUGACCUGCAGCUGGCAGCCGAGCUCGGGAAGACCCUCCUGGACAGAAACAGGGAGCUGGAGCAGGGGCUGCAGCAGAUGUACUCCACCAACCAGGAGCAACUGCAGGAGAUCGAGGUGAAGGGGAUGAAAGGGUGGUCUUGUCAUGUCUGAAUUUCUAUCUCUGUC